Molecule: messenger RNA, 1803 nt
Organism: Melampsora larici-populina 98AG31
Lineage: Eukaryota; Fungi; Basidiomycota; Pucciniomycetes; Pucciniales; Melampsoraceae
Exons: 4
Coding region: 1-1803 (600 amino acids)
Source: RefSeq, a predicted model, not a curated record
AUGAAUCACAAUCCAUCAAGAGAAUUCAAAGCACUCGAGCGUCUCAAGGCUCAAAUCUUCUCAAACUGUCCCUUGAAGACCGGCGAUAAUGAAGGCUGUGGUCGAUGUCAAAUUAAAAUCGAAGACUCUCAAAAGCUACUCUUAUGUCAUUGUGGAAGGAAACUUAAAGUGGAGAUAUUGCAAUCGGCCGAUAGGCAUUGGAAAACAGCCAUCAAAACUGUAUCUAGUCUAAACUCAGCUAUUAAUCGCCAGUAUGCAGAUGAGGAAACAAUGAAAUAUAUAUCAAAUAAUACAUUAUCUGAAGAUCAGUUCCAAGUGACCCGCGCCAAGAUCCUAGGUGAAAAGCUAGCUAGCGAGUCGGUCGAGCAGGCAGCAAAAGCAGGUAGCCCAAAGCUCUGGGAUAUCAUAGCCGAAAAAGCGAAGCGAGGAUUAUUUGAUGAUCAUGCUGUAUUCAAAGCGCUUGUUGAGGCUAUGAGUAGCAAAGCCGAGCGCCUAUCUCAUGGGCACAGUUUGGCUGGGAUCAUCUAUCGACCGGAGCUAGACAAUUGGUUGAUUACAGCUGGUGCAUAUAGCAGUGGAGUUGUGUCGUUGUUCAGAGAUAAUUUUGCCGGCUACCAGUACUCGUUUGCCAAUGAAAACCCCAAUCCAAAUUGGGCAUUGUUAACCAAGUUUCCCUCUGAUGAGGAGAUAACUUGUGCUCUCAAGAUUGCCCGUGUGGAAGCAUAUGUUUUGAAAGAAUUUGUUGGGAAUGACGUCCCGCACAGUCCGAUAUCUUCUACAACACGCAUUCAGCAUGUGAACCCAGCACUUUGGACUCAGGAACCCAAGCAAUUCUAUGACAAUAUCUCCAACAGCAUAGAUCAUGAUUAUCAAGAGACCAAAGUACCUUCACUCACAGUUUCAGAAGCGCUUUCAACAGCAGCCGAGAUCCAUGCAAAUGAUGAAGCAGCAAACUCAAUUGUUGGCCAGCUCUCUCAGAGAAUCGAAUAUGAAUUAUACUCAUCUUUCCAACUUCCGAACUUGCGAAGUUAUCAAACCGAAUCAACACAUCCUGAGAUCACAAAGCAUCAACCUACGCAAUCUCCACUGAUAACUUCUAGCUCCACUUUGAACUUCAAAAACCUUGUGAAGCUCCGACACGAACACAACACACCUACCAUAGAUGGCACCACCAGAGUCAGCGAUAUGAAACCAAGUCAAUGUAGCAAGAUGCUAUCUAUGUUGUAUCAAGAGAAUUGUGUACAAGUUGAACCUCUUUGUCGUCACAAACGUUGGAAUAUGACGGCAAAGAUUCGAGCAGCAGAUAUCAUUUGUACGGUUGGCUCAAAGAUACCGGUCAUCACUACUGAAUGGCUUAAAAGUGGACAGCUCAGCGAACUGAACCCACUGAAGCGACAUAAGUGGGUCAUCAUAAUCAAAGAUAGUACCCUAUACAUUGGUCGUAUCUUAGCCAUAUACGAAAACUCCAAUUCAAAACAUAGUGUAGUCAAAACCGCUGCAAGUCCUUCAAAUCUAUCGUUCAUCUCAGUGGUGAUGGGAAGAUACCAACACAGCACAGUUGACGUUUCCUGGGAUCCAGACAGUCAAAAUUCAUAUUUCUAUGUCCAUAUCUCUCCCAACCGCGUGGCUCACAUCUUCCAAGAGAGUAAAGACGAAGAAUUUAAGUUCUUACAACCCGGACAUCACUCGAUCUCACCAAAAGUCCAGAUGAUUCUACAGUCAAUCAGUAUAAGCACUUGGGCUGUUUCUUUUGAAAAGACUCUCUCAGCAUUGAAAGCAGCCGGAAAAGAUCCUCUCACUUAA